AUGUGUGCGCAGUGUGGCGCAGAGCCCAUCAGCGGGAUCAACUGGGCCAGGAGAGAGAGAGGAUAUCCUGUCGCCUGGGCGCCGUAUCCGGGGAAGUCGGUAACAGCAAUUAUGGGGCACUCACGACGUCCUGUUGGCGGAGAAAAGAAGAGUCGAGGCUUCGGUCGGUCCAAGGCGGCCGCCGAUGUGGGCGAUGGGCGACAAGCGGGCAAGCCGCAAGUGAAGAAGGCGGUGUUCGAGAGCACAAAGAAGAAGGAGAUCGGUGUUUCGGAUCUUACAUUGCUCAGCAAGAUCUCCAACGAGGCGAUCAACGACAAUCUGAAGCUGCGAUUUGAACAUGAUGAGAUCUAUACAUAUAUUGGACAUGUGUUGGUGUCCGUCAACCCGUUUCGAGAUUUGGGUAUAUACACCGAUAAUGUCCUCGAGUCUUAUCGAGGCAAGAACCGACUCGAGGUGCCGCCUCACGUCUUUGCGGUUGCGGAGUCCGCCUACUACAACAUGAAGUCGUACAAAGAUAACCAGUGUGUGAUCAUUUCCGGAGAGUCGGGCGCAGGAAAGACGGAAGCUGCGAAGCGCAUCAUGCAGUACAUCGCUAGCGUAUCCGGAGGAACCGACUCGUCCAUUCAACAGAUCAAGGAGAUGGUGCUGGCUACCAACCCGCUGCUCGAAUCGUUCGGUAACGCGAAGACCCUGCGCAACAACAACUCCUCGCGAUUCGGGAAAUACCUGGAAUUGGAGUUCAACACCAACGGUGAGCCCGUGGGUGCCAACAUCACCAACUACCUGCUAGAGAAGUCCAGAGUAGUAGGACAGAUCACGAACGAGCGAAACUUCCAUAUCUUCUAUCAGUUUACAAAAGCCGCGCCGCAAAAGUAUAGAGAUAUGUUCGGUAUCCAGCAGCCGCAAUCCUACCUUUACACGAGCCGAUCGAAAUGUUACGAUGUUCCGGGCAUUGACGACUCUGCCGAGUUCCGCGAUACUGUCAAUGCGAUGAACGUCAUCGGUAUGACGGAAAGCGAGCAGGAUAAUGUUUUCCGUAUGCUAGCCGCCAUAUUGUGGAUUGGCAACGUCCAGUUCGCCGAGGACGAUUCCGGCAACGCCGCUAUCACAGACCAGUCAGUGGUCGAUUUCAUCGCAUAUCUGUUGGAGGUCGAUGCUGCUCAAGUGAACAAGGCUUUCACCAUUCGCGUGAUGGAGACGGCCCGUGGCGGCCGCAGAGGAUCCAUCUACGAGGUUCCACUGAACACUGUCCAGGCUCUCGCCGUUCGUGAUGCGCUGGCGAAGGCCAUCUACUUCAAUCUAUUCGACUGGAUUGUGCAGCGUGUCAACUCCUCCUUGGCUGCCCGCGGAGAGAUUGCAAACUCGAUUGGAAUCCUGGAUAUCUACGGCUUCGAGAUCUUCGAGAAGAAUUCUUUCGAACAGCUUUGUAUCAACUAUGUUAACGAGAAGCUGCAGCAGAUUUUUAUCCAAUUGACGCUCAAGGCCGAACAGGAUGAGUAUGCUCGUGAGCAGAUUCAGUGGACCCCCAUCAAGUACUUUGACAACAAGGUUGUGUGCUCGCUCAUCGAAGAUAAACGCCCACCUGGUGUCUUCGCCGCUCUGAACGACGCCUGUGCCACUGCGCACGCCGAUUCCGGUGCUGCAGACAACACUUUUGUUGGCAGAUUGAACUUCCUUUCUCAGAAUCCAAACUUCGAGAACCGCCAGGGCCAGUUCAUUGUGAAGCAUUAUGCCGGUGAUGUCAGCUACGCUGUUACCGGAAUGACGGACAAGAACAAGGAUCAGCUCUUGAAAGAUCUCCUGAACCUUGUUGGGUCAAGUGGCAACCAGUUUGUCCACACUCUCUUCCCGGAGCAAGUCAACCAGGAUGACAAGAGACGGCCACCCACCGCAAGCGACAAGAUCAAGGCCUCCGCCAACGAUUUGGUAGCGACCUUGAUGAAGGCGCAGCCGUCAUACAUUCGAACGAUCAAGCCAAACGAUAACAAGGCGCCCAGGGAGUAUAAUGUUGGUAACGUUCUGCAUCAGAUCAAGUACCUGGGUCUACAGGAAAACGUUCGAAUCAGGCGCGCUGGUUUCGCCUAUCGCCAGACCUUCGACAAGUUCGUGGAACGUUUCUACCUCCUGUCGCCCAAAACCUCCUACGCGGGUGACUACACCUGGACAGGCAGUGCAGAAUCGGGUGCUCGUCAGAUCUUGAAGGAUACCAGUAUCCCCGCCGAGGAGUACCAGAUGGGUAUCACAAAGGUGUUUGUCAAGACUCCCGAGACACUCUUCGCAUUGGAGGCGAUGCGUGACCGCUACUGGCACAACAUGGCCAUUCGGAUCCAGCGCGCGUGGCGAAACUAUCUACGUUACCGUAUCGAGUGUGCCACCCGCAUUCAACGCUUCUGGCGCCGUACGACCGGUGGUCUUGAAUUCAUCAAACUGCGUGACCAGGGACACCAGCUGCUGAAUGGCCGCAAAGAGCGCCGUAGAAUGAGUUUGCUUGGCUCACGUCGAUUCCUCGGCGAUUACAUUGGAGUCGGCAACAAAGGUGGUCCUGGCGAGAUGGUCCGAAAUGGUGCAGGCAUCAGUGGAUCGGAGGACAUUCUUUUCUCUUGCCGUGGCGAGGUUCUGGUCUCCAAGUUCGGUCGAUCUAGCAAACCUGCUCCGCGCAUACUUGUCUUGACGAAUCGCCAUAUCUACAUCAUUGCGCAAAACAUUCUCAACAACCAGCUCGUCAUCUCCUCUGAAAGAACGAUUCCCAUUGGGGCCAUUAAGGCUAUCAGCGCGUCUAACUUGAAGGAUGAUUGGUUCUCGAUCGUGGUUGGCAGUGCGCAAGAGCCCGAUCCUCUUCUCAGCUGCGUGUUCAAAACGGAACUCUUCACUCACUUGAACAACGCGCUUCGUGGCCAGUUGAACCUGAAGAUUGCCGACCACAUUGAAUAUAGCAAGAAGCCCGGCAAAAUGGCCACCGUCAAGGUUGUCAAGGAUCCGGCCGUCACCGGAGACGACACCUACAAGAGUAGUACUAUCCAUACCGGUGCUGGUGAACCCGCUAGCUCGGUGUCCAAGCCCACACCCCGACCGAAACCAGUCAGCGCACGUCCUGUCACGAAAGGCAAGUUGCUCCGGCCAGGUGGACCUGGAGGAGGGCCAUCGAAACUGGCAUCCAGACCUACUCCGGCAGCUCAGCCUUUGCCCCGAGCUACCCCCCAGCCAGCAGCGGCUCAACCGGCCGCCCCUCAGCCAGCCGCGCGGGUUGUGCCCCAGCCUGUUGCGGCUGUUGCAGCUUCCCACGCUCGCACGGGCUCAACAGCCUCUGUGCGAGCGCCUCCGCCUCCCCCUCCUGCGGCUGCUCCUGCGCCGAAGAAACCAACUGCAAAGGCUCUGUACGAUUUCAACAGCCAACAGCCCAACGAACUGUCUAUCAAGGCUGGCGAGAUUGUACAGAUUGUGUCUAAGGAAGGGAACGGUUGGUGGCUGUGCAUGAAUAUGGCGACCUCCUCCCAAGGCUGGACACCCGAAGCCUAUCUCGAGGAGCAAGUUGCGCCCGCACCUAAACCCACUCCUCCCCCUCCGCCACCAGCGGCUCCUCGAUCCACCCCAACACCGGUCAACGGAGCUGCGGCUGCUGCAAAGGCCAAGCCAGCACCUCCCGCACCACCAGCAAAGCGACCUAACAUGGCGGGACGCAAGGCUGUUCCGGCCCCGCCACCGGCUCCUCGCGAUAGCGCGGUGAGCAUGAACUCGCACGACUCAUCCGGAGGAAGCGGGCGUGGAACACCGAACAGCGCAUCCAAUGCCAGCUUAGCUGGUGGACUUGCGGAGGCACUGAGAGCGCGACAACAUGCGAUGCAGGGGAAGAAUGACGACGAUGACGAUUGGUGA
Messenger RNA from Aspergillus clavatus NRRL 1, 3873 nucleotides. Its product is annotated as class I myosin myoA. Bases 1 to 3873 code for a protein of 1290 amino acids. Gene Ontology annotation, biological process: actin filament organization; endocytosis; vesicle transport along actin filament. Gene Ontology annotation, cellular component: cell tip; microvillus; cytoplasm. Gene Ontology annotation, molecular function: ATP binding; actin filament binding; microfilament motor activity. The record is from RefSeq and is a predicted model, not a curated record. The transcript has 10 exons. NCBI's taxonomy places the organism in Eukaryota, Fungi, Ascomycota, Eurotiomycetes, Eurotiales, Aspergillaceae.